UGCUAAUGUAAGAUUGGUCCAUACUUGUUAGUUCCUCCUGAAUCUUUACUGGAUGACGUUUAACAAAGGUGAACUGGGGAAGAGUUUCUGUGACCCUCUGAAAGAGUAACUUUGUUUUACCUGGCAGCUUGUGAACAGAGGAGUCUGUGGAUAAAGAUUUUAAAUAGGUUUGGCAUCUCUGUGCAGGCUGCACCUGACAUCCCAAGCUGGCAUAUCCAGCCUUCCAGUUGUAUAUUACCUGUACCUUUCCUCCCCUGCUUGGGAGGAAAGACAGUGCUUUGUGUAGCCCCUGAGCAGAAGGCAUUGUUGCCAACACUUGGAGUCAAAUUUGGGUAUAUCUUGCUCUGGCUCCAUUUACUUUUACGGGGAAAGAUUUGCCUGUGAAGUGAUUUCAUUGAACUUUACAGACCAGCACUUGAAAAGACGUGUUUCUGACAGGUGCAGGGUGAAGGUCCCAAGGAAAGAACAAAUGCCUCACUUAGGUUUUCCAUCUUCCUUGCUAGUGACUGUACAGCUUUGCCUACAGCCAGUGGACCCCGAUUCACAGAUUUUGGUGUUGUUUUAUCCUUCACCUUGAGUGAAGGAUAUCGAACACUGUAUUUUAAAUAAGUAACAUAAUCUCAUUUUGUUAACAUCCCAAACAGCUGACAUCCUCAGCUGAAAGAGCAGUGGACAUCUUUGUAGUUAAGCGAUUUUAAUUUCCUUGCUCAUCUGAGCCUCAGAACAGCCCUAAUGCACUUUCAGCAACAGCUAACAGAGCAAACUGUUCAAUCUUUGUUUUUACUUAACAUGUGAUCAAUGCAAAAACAUGCUGCAACAUGCUCCAUACCAAGUUUAUGUUUUUCUGUAAAAGCUGAACGCUUUGAUAUAAGGUUCACAGUUUUAUUGUCAACUCUACCUUCCAACUGCCUCGUAUUUUGUCUUUCUGCCUUCUCAUUGUCCCUGGCAUGUUGUUCCCUGUGUCACCAUUCUCAAACGUUUCGUGUUUUCCAUCUUGCUCGGGCCAGAUGUCUCCAGUGCUGCCUUUGACCUGCAGAGGCAUCUUUGUCUCCCUAGACUCAACCCCCACCUCCUUCAUUCUUCUUUGACUUCAGGUCCUUUCACUGACCUUUCAGCUCUUGCUGGUUUGGGGAGCUUGGACAGCUGCAAUGCACACGUGGCCACUGCUGCCCACGCUGCUGUUGGAGAGCUGGGGCAGAGGGCCUGGGAGGGAGCCAGCAAGAUUGAUGUGCCUGCAUUGCUGAGGAGUACCUGCUCCUGGGGGUGGGAGAGGCAGCUCCAGGACCCCCACCCUCCCUCUCUUCUGCUGCCUGUCUCCGAGCUGUGCCUUGUCCCGAGAAAUGGGUGUCUUUUCCAGGUUCAAAGCUCUUUACUAAAAUCAGUUAACUAAAAGGUGUAAGGAUUAGUAAGAAAGUAAAGCUAUUCCGAUUUAAGAAUUGUAAGAAAGUAAAACUAUUCUGAUUCAAGAAUUGCAUACCUAGUGCCCCCUUCACAGUAGAAUAAAACUGUUAUAGGAUCUGAAAUGGGCCAAAAUGGACACCUACAAUAGUGUCCUUGAAAUGACACGUUGUCCUUUGAACAGCAUAUCUCAUACUGACUGAAGAAACAGUGAUACCCCUGCUACAUACCUAGCAGAUGAUUAGAAACCAGAUGCAACACAAGGGGGGGUUUAUCAUAUAGUUCUUAUGUUUUAUUUUUUAAUAUUUCUUCUUUCCAAAAUUGAUUUCUCAAAAUCAAAACCAUUUGUGGUGAACCUACAGAUAAGCAGCAUAGUACUACAAGAUAUGGUGGAAGAAUUAUAGAGAGAAGUAAUGUACUGAAAGUAAACUUUAUGAACAAUAUUCCAGUUUAAGGAUGUAAGUGUUCAAAAAUCAUGCUCAUUUUCUGCUUCCAUCUCCUCCUUCCCCCUUCCAGGUAAGAUCCAGGUCCAUCUCACAUGUCCAGUGUUGUCACACUAAUAAAGAUUUCCAUGGCUCUCUGCUGCCAAGAUGUCCAAUGACAUAGUAAGUUCAAAAUCUGUAGAUGAGCUACUGGAAAAGCAGAGAAGAGAAAAGCUGGGAAUCAAAGACAGUUAUUGCAGGCCUUCCUGUUUGCACAUGGAACCCAGGUCCUCUUUGUGCACCCUUGAUAUCCUCAGCAAAGAGUAAUUUCAUUGAUUCAUCCCCAGAGGUGUCCAGUUUAGUGAGGGGGGCUCGUGUGUUGGCAAGGAGAGAAACUGAUGGCUAUUACUACCUGGGCCACAUUGCCCAAGAGGUGAAGGGCUCCAGGGAACGCUUUGUAAUUGAGUUUGACAAAAGUCGUGCUCGAAAAGGCAAGGUACAGCUCCGCCUGCAGGAAACGCCUCUCUACGACAUUCUCCACUACGAGGAUGCCAGGAGACGGCGUCUCGCUCCGGGAGACAGGGUCUUGGCACCGUGGGAGGCUAGAGCUGAACGUUUUGGCCCCGGCACUGUGCUGAAGGUUGUGGAGAGCAAGGAGGCACAUUUAGCACACAACAGAAGUGGAGUGCUUGUGAAUUUCUGGAAUGGGCAGACCAAGGAGGUGUCUUCUGACCAAGCUCUGCAGAUUCCUCUGCCCUUAAGCGAACGCAUCAUCCUAGAACUGCAGAUGCCUUUAGCAGCCAGGCAGAUGGUGGUAGAUUCAAGCUUACAUUACCCAUACAUUGUGACACCGGGUUAUAGAGCCUCAGGCCACUACAGACUGGGUCACUCAGACCUGGACUGCUGGCCAGGGGGUCUGUUCUCAGCUCAUCUAUGUGCUAAGUGCAGCUGGGAGUGUACCUCGCUCCCCCUGGCAGCCUGGGAACCCACACGGCCUGUAGGGUGCAAAGUGCAGCAGGAAAAUGCCUUCAUCCCAGGAACAGGCUUGGCUGAAGAAGUACCCAGCAAGAAAAUAGAAGAGGAACUGUCUGAAUUGAGAAUUACAUCUUCAGAAAGUGUUUCCAGAGAGGAAGAGAAAAAGGAAGAGACGGGAUUAGAAACAGAAAAUGUUCCAAAAGACGUUUGGUCUUGUUUGGAAGAGGACAAUGAGUUUAUAGGACCUAAGAAGGGUGCUCAGAGGGAGAUGGCUCAUGCUAUGGUUGAUACCGCCGUUAACACAGACAGCUGGUUAAUGGAGACAGAUCACAAGGAGGAACCAGAGAGCAGGCAGCAGGAUGCUGAAACUGAAGCUAAUUUUAAACACGAGCAUGGUCUUUUUGAGUCCAGAGUGGCAGAAGCUCCAGUCCAGCAUUCCCUAAGGAGCCCUUCCCUGGGAACCAGUGCUUUGGUUCCUUUCAGGCGCCAAAGCUUCUUUGACCAAGUGAAUCAAUCGCUAGAGAAGGACAGCCUGACCAUCAGAUCAGCUCUACGUGUACAGAGACCACACAGUACCACCAAUGUGCUGGCUAGGAGAUCCACAAAACUUCUAAACCUUCUAAAACACAAAAGCAUUACAAAAUCAAUCCUUAAUGGUGCAUCUCAGGAGAGAUGGAAAGAGAUGGGCUUCGAUAGAGCCAAGACUGAGCACGAAAGGAGGAAAGAGGAACAGAGGCAGCUGAAGAGGGAGCAGCAGCAAGAGGCAGAUGGCAUCCAGCACCAGCUGCAUAAGGACAACCAGAGGCAACAGUUGCGUCAGAGAACAUUGCAAGGGCUGGAGAAACAGCUGGAGCACAAAGAGAGAGCUUUGCAGCACAUGGCACUGCUCCAGGCUGCUGGGGCUGAGAGGAGCAGGAAGGAAUCCUCCUUUCAAGAGGAGGGGAAGAGGAAGGCAAGUCAGAGGCUUCAGUUCUUAAAGACACAGAGUUCACAGAGAGAGGAGUUGCAGGCAGAAUGCAAUGAAAGGAGCUUUGAACAAGAGAAAGAAAGGCUGGAGUUUCUGAGGAGUUUCUGCAGUCACGGCAGGAAAUGUUGGAACAAGAACCACGGGAGCAGGACAAGCAACAAAACCAGCACCAGGCUGCCAAAGUGAGGGUGUUCCAGAGCGGAGACCGAAGAUCGGAAGAUGGAAAAAGAAGACCAAAAAAUCCGUCACCUCCAGCAGUACCUCGGAGAACAGUCCCUUUUGCUGCUGCGGGCAUCCCUGCUAGUGUAAGGAAGCUGCAGAGUAGGGGAGAGGCCCUCGAGCAGUUCACACACCUGGUCUUUGUCUUGUAGGUGUGACUCAGUGUGCUACAGUUGUGACAAGUGGAAUUACAAUUCCCAGAGAGGUCUUUAAUCUCCCUUUCAAUGCAGCCAGAGCGCAUGUCCACUGCUCUGUGCUUUACAUGCCUUUCUUUCUGGAGUUACUAUUCUGGUUCACCAGCCUGGGCUUCAGGUAAGUACAGAUCUUCUACUGUCAAGGUCUAGGUACUGCUUGAGAUGUGUUGGCCACUCCUUUAGAGGAGGAAUGACUUUUAGAAGCCCAAAAUAGAAAGUGGUGUGGGGGUUUUUGUUUGGUUGGUUUUUGUUUGGUUUUUUUUAAUGACAAGCUCCCCUUUCUAGGCACUGUGAUGACAAAAAGGUCUGAUCUGUGAAAUAACUGUCUUUGGAGAGUCACCAAACCCAACGGUGGGCUUGGGUUUCUGUUUGGCCUACAGUCUCACUGGCAGGCUGGCAGUCUCCAAAGCGGGUCAGAAAGAUGCUCGGAUACCUUUUCAGGUAGGGCCCUUGCUUACAAUAACCACACCUUUUGCUCUUUGUGAAUAAAUGAGGAGAAUGUUACAAAGACAAAUGAACUGGUAAAUUGAUGGUUAACAAAAUACAGUGGCUGUGUCACAGGGAAUGCUAUUAUCAGCUCUGGUUAACCAGAAACGUACCUGUUCCUGUCAGAUGGGUAUUUAGGGAAGGAGAAUGGACGUGGCAGUUUAUUUGCUGGAACACUAAGGGCUAUGUGGAAGUAUGUUCUUAUCUUACACAGAAUUAUGCUAAAAUAAAUACAAUAUGCGUGAUACCUUGUUUCGAGUAAUGCCUGGAACCAAACUAGAUACAAAAUUUAAAUGUUGUUGCCUGACAUUCUGUGUACACUUAGAAACAUGUUGCACGUUUUGUGGCACACUGCUCAACAAAAAGUGUGAGUAUAAAAAUGUAUGUCUUUUGCAAGAAUACAGCACAAGUGAUAAUUGCAGUUACUUAAGAAAAAAAAAAGGUAAAAUUAAGAAAACUUGUAAAAGGGAGCUCCUUUGAAAUCCUGCCAGCAGUUUCUUAGCAGUAAGUCUCAGACUGCAUUCCUCUAUGGAUAAUGGAGAGGCUAUGCCUUCAGCUUUCCCUUAAAAAGACAAAGUCUCUCAUCCAGAUGUUUACAAACUAUUCAGAAGCCUUAAUAGCUGAAAGGGGUAUUUUUAAACUUUAGGAUCCAUAAUAUGCAUAAGCCAUCCUCAGAUUUUUGGGUAUUUUUUAAAAAAAGGGGAAAGGAAGAAUGAGCCUAAAUACCAGGUGAGGCCUUUGACAUUUUGUUUGUUUAACUUAAAUUCUGGAAAAAAAUAUAACUGCAUGUUAUGGAAACUGCAUGUGAUGCACAGUUUUGCAUUUUAGACAUGGAAUUCCGUCAUUUGGUUUACACUCUGUUUAGGCUCUGGAAAAGUUGGCUGGAAGUUGCUCAGCAGGAACAGGGGUGGUUGUGCCCAAGACCUGCAUAACUUCUGGAUGAGGCCCAGGCUGUGCCUGGCACCUCUAUCCCGAGCCGGGUGGAAAGGGAAGAGGGCACAUGCCCCACUGAUGGAAAGUGGGUGCUGGCAGCGCAUGGAGAUUUUCUUUAAUGUAUUGCUUUGGGGUUGCUUGCUUUUCUUCUUGUCUGAGUUCUCUUCUACAUAAAAUCAUGUGCUAGUCAGGACAAUGGUGUGCCUACUUAUGACUUUAGGUCUAACUAGACUUAGAGAAACAAGUGUAAAGCUUAAAAGGUACUUAACUCUACUGCUGUUUCUAUCCUUAAGCACUUGGAAAUAGAAUAUGCAGUGAUAAAAGGAAAGGACGUGAAAUAUAUUGAGCUGAACCUAAA
Molecule: messenger RNA, 5952 nt
Organism: Pipra filicauda (Wire-tailed manakin)
Lineage: Eukaryota; Metazoa; Chordata; Aves; Passeriformes; Pipridae
Product: trichohyalin-like
Exons: 9
Coding region: 2023-3948 (641 amino acids)
Source: RefSeq, a predicted model, not a curated record